AUGCACAUCUUCACUAGACACUCCCAUCACAUCAUUCCCUCAUCUUAUCUACAUAUCUUACGCGGCCCUCUCAUUCUCAAGCGCUUCAUCGGAAUCCCCCCAGCAUUUCUCCUAGACGAUUACACACCUCGAUAUUACCUCCUUAGCUCAGUUGAUGCCUCGAAGAAACGAUCUCUGGCAUACGCCCACUUACACGAAUGCAAUCUAUGCCCACGAAAAUGCGGGGUAAACAGAUACGAGACGACGGGGAUGUGUCUGAUCGGAGCGGAGACAGCUAAAGUUAACGUGAUCGCGCCGCAUCGCGGGGAAGAGCCGUGUAUCCAGGGGUUUCAUGGUAGUGGAUCUGUCUUCUUCUCGGGGUGUAAUCUUCGCUGUGUCUUUUGUCAGAACCAUGAUAUCGCUCACCAGCGCAAGGGCUUUGACCUAACCCCCGAAGAACUCGCAGAAUGGUAUAUCAAGCUUCAAAAAGCUGGCAACGUCCAUAAUAUCAACCUCGUAACCCCCGAACACGUCGUGCCCCAAGUCGUCCUUUCUAUCCUAGCCGCACGGGACAUGGGCCUACGCAUUCCAAUAAUCUACAACACAUCAUCAUUCGACUCGCUAGACUCCCUUAAACUCCUCGACGGCCUCGUGGACAUAUACCUCCCCGAUUUCAAAGUCUGGCGAACCGAGACAUCAAAACGGCUCCUGAAAGCAGACAAUUACACCGCCACCGCGAUGGAAAGUAUCAAAGAGAUGCACCGGCAAGUCGGCGAUCUGUCAUUUACGUCAGAUGGUAUUGCCAAGAAAGGUGUUCUCCUGCGACACCUCGUUAUGCCGGGUAAAGAGGACGAGGGACGGGAGAUUAUGCGUUGGCUUGCGGAGAAUGUCUCGCGGGAUCUUUAUGUGCAUAUCAUGGAGCAGUAUCAUCCUGAUGCGCAUGUUGGGAAGAAGAGGAGAGUUACCAGGAGGGCUCGGAUGGGAGAUGGAGAUGCUGGAGAGGGUGUGGCGAAGGAGCAGGUUCGGUAUGCGGAGAUUAAUCGGGCUGUGCGUGAUGAUGAAAUUAGUUCUGUUAGGGAUGCGGCUGUCAAGGCUGGGCUAUGGAGGUUUUGCGAGGUUAAUGAGCAGAAUAGUGCGUUUCAUCUAUGA
This is a messenger RNA of Penicillium cataractarum, 1128 nucleotides long. RefSeq names its product putative pyruvate formate lyase activating enzyme. Gene Ontology annotation, molecular function: catalytic activity; iron-sulfur cluster binding. The record is from RefSeq and is a predicted model, not a curated record. The transcript is spliced from 2 exons. The coding region runs from base 1 to 1128 and encodes 375 amino acids. Lineage: Eukaryota; Fungi; Ascomycota; Eurotiomycetes; Eurotiales; Aspergillaceae.